AUGGCAGGGCUGCCAAGCCAAGAGCCCAACGAGGGCGAGUCGGCUCCCUCUCGUCGACCGAGAGCACCGACCAUCAACAUCGAUACCACGGCCGUGAGUCCAGGUGUCACAGCCGAACCAGAUGCCGAAGCUGGCUCUCAGCCUGUACCUACUUCUCCCGAGACGCACGCAAACCCGACGGACCCGACGGCAAGUUUAGACAAACGCAGUCUUUCCCAGAAACGACCUGAAGUGCAGGCCGCUCAGACCGCCGACGCGAAGGAUAGUCGCCCCACGAGCCCGCACAAUGUCAUCAACCCUCUUUCGUUCCGCGGGCCUGCCCCGAGCCAAAGCUUUCUGGCCGUCCCAAACACGCAGCGAUCGCGGCAGAAUUCAUUAACCUCGGGAGACGAUGCCCGCUCCGUAACCUCCUCGCAAGGGGAAACCAUGAUUGGCGGCUCAUCGACCGGCGAGAAGGGUAGCCCUCCAUUCGGCAGCAGGUCCGAGAACCACCGGAUUAUGAACGAUCAGGAUGCGCUCAAGCCCGACCAAGGGAAGGAAGCGGACUUCAAAGUGGAAAACAACCCGUUCGCCUUCAGCCCCGGCAUGCUGGGCAAGAUGUUUGACCCAAAGAGCCUGUCCGCCUUCUGGAAGUUGGGAGGUCUCGCGGGAAUUGAGAAGGGGUUAAGGAGUAACCGGACUACUGGCUUGAGCACGGACGAGACGACUCUGGAUGGCACCGUUUCCUUUGAAGAUGUCACUGCACGUGGUUCUUCUUCGAAGAAGGCGUUGACUGAAGGUGUCGAAACCUCGCCGGAUCAUCCGGGCGUCUCUCCGUCCUCGACGAAACAUGAAUCAGCGAACGAGUCGUUUGCGUCCAGGAGACGGGUUUUCCAGGACAACAGGCUCCCGGAAAAGAAGGGCAAGAGUCUCUUGCAGUUGAUGUGGAUCACCUACAACGACAAGGUCCUGAUCCUGCUUUCUGCCGCCGCUGUUGUUUCUCUCGCUGUUGGUCUCUACCAGACGUUUGGCCAAGCACACGACCCCGACGACCCGAGCGUUGAAUGGGUCGAGGGUGUCGCCAUCGUUGUCGCUAUCGCCAUCGUGGUGUUGGUUGGGUCCCUGAACGACUAUCAAAAGGAACGGCAGUUCGCGAAGUUGAACAAGAAAAAGCAAGAUCGCUUGGUUAAGGCAAUUCGGUCUGGAAAAACGGUAGAACUCUCGAUUUUUGAUAUUCUGGCUGGCGAUGUCCUCCUUCUCGAACCCGGCGAUAUGGUACCUGUCGAUGGCAUUCUUAUUGAGGGCUUCAGCGUCAAAUGCGACGAGUCGCAGGCCACCGGCGAAUCCGACAUCAUCCGCAAGAGACCGGCCGACGAAGUAUUUGCGGCCAUCGAAAACGGCGAGAGUCUCAAGAAGAUGGACCCCUUUAUCCAGUCUGGCGCCCGCGUCAUGGAGGGCGCUGGUACUUUUAUGGUCACCUCUACCGGAAUCCACUCCAGCUACGGCAAGACGAUGAUGUCGCUGAACGAGGACCCCGAAGUCACGCCCUUGCAGUCAAAGCUCAACGUUAUCGCCGAGUACAUUGCUAAGCUUGGCGGUGCCGUCGCUCUCCUCCUCUUCCUGGUUCUCUUCAUCAUAUUCCUGGUCCAGCUGCCGAGGAAAUACGCAGACUACACUCCGGCCCAGAAGGGACAGCGCUUCAUCGAGAUCUUCAUCGUCGUCGUGACCAUCGUGGUAGUCGCCAUUCCGGAAGGUCUCCCGCUCGCCGUCACGCUCGCCCUCGCUUUCGCUACCACCCGUAUGCUCAAGGACAACAACCUCGUCCGCCACCUCAAGGCCUGCGAGGUGAUGGGCAACGCGACGACCAUUUGCUCCGACAAAACCGGCACGCUUACCCAGAACAAGAUGCAGGUUGUUGCCGGUACGGUCGGCACCACCCAUCGGUUUGGUAUCACGACUCGACCGGAUCAGCGGGAUUCUAUGGAGAGAGACGUUGGCGUCCAGGAACUCGUCUCGACGCUUAACCCCGAUGUGAAGGACCUUGUACGUAAAUCGAUUGCGCUCAACUCGACGGCUUUCGAGGGCGAGGCGGACGGAGAGAAGACCUUUAUCGGCUCCAAGACGGAGACGGCGCUCCUGAUCCUCGCCCGCGAGCACCUGGCCAUGGGCCCCGUCAGCGAGGAGCGCGCCAAUUCCAAGGUUCUGCACUUGAUCCCCUUCGACUCUGGCCGCAAAUGCAUGGGUGUGGUUGUUCAGUUGGAUAACGGCAAGGCGCGUCUUUACGUUAAGGGAGCGUCAGAAAUCAUGCUGGAAAAGUGCACCCAAGUUCUUCGCGACCCUUCAAGCGGGCUGGCCUCUGCCACACUGACCGAAGAUAACCGCACGACUAUCAAGCAGCUGAUCGAGACGUACGCCCGGAACUCGCUCCGGACCAUUGGUCUCAUCUACCGGGAUUUCGACCGGUGGCCGCCCAAGCCCACUCGCCGCCUGGGUGCCGAGAAGGAUGAGAUCGUCUUUGAGGAUAUCUGCAGGAACAUGACGUUUGUCGGCGUGGUUGGUAUCAAGGACCCCCUGCGCCCCGGCGUCCGCGAGGCCGUCCGGGACUGCCAAAGGGCGGGCGUUGUGGUGCGCAUGGUUACUGGCGACAACAGGAUCACGGCCGAAGCCAUUGCCGAAGAUUGUGGCAUCCUGCAGCAGAACAGCAUCGUUCUCGAGGGACCCGAGUUCCGCAACAUGACCAAGGCUCAGCAAGACGAAAUUAUCCCUCGCCUGCACGUUCUGGCCCGCUCUAGUCCCGAGGACAAGCGUAUUCUGGUCAAGCGGUUGAAGGACAAGGGCGAGACCGUUGCCGUUACCGGUGAUGGUACCAACGAUGCGCCCGCGCUGAAGAUGGCUGAUAUUGGUUUCUCGAUGGGCAUCGCCGGUACCGAAGUGGCGAAGGAGGCGUCUGCCAUUAUUCUCAUGGACGACAACUUCAACUCGAUCGUCAAGGCUCUCAAGUGGGGCCGCGCCGUAAACGACGCGGUCAAGCGCUUCCUCCAGUUCCAGCUUACCGUCAACAUCACCGCCGUGGUCCUGACCUUCGUCUCUGCCGCCCAGAGCACCGACCAAGAAUCCGUCUUGACGGCUGUUCAGCUUCUCUGGGUGAACCUGAUCAUGGACACUCUGGCUGCGCUCGCUCUCGCCACCGAUCCUCCUCAAGAGAACGUCCUGAACCGCAAGCCCGAGCGCAAGGGUACAUCGAUUAUCUCGACGACCAUGUGGAAGAUGAUUAUUGGCCAGGCCAUCUGGCAGCUGCUCAUUACCUUCCUCGUCUACUUUGGCGGUGUCAGCGUUCUUCCCGGUCCCGAUGACAUGACCGAUUCGCAGAUUCACACCUUGGUUUUCAACACCUUUGUGUGGAUGCAAAUCUUCAAUCAGUGGAACAACCGCCGCUUGGACAACGAGUUCAACAUCUUCGAGGGCAUGUUCAAGAACCCCUACUUCAUCGCGAUCAGCGCCAUCAUGUGCGGCGGUCAGGUUUUGAUUGUUAUGGUCGGCGGCCAAGCCUUCCGCAUCUCUCCCGAUGGCCAGACCCCCGUCAUGUGGGGCAUUGCGAUUGUUCUUGGUGUUCUCUCUAUCCCGGUCGGCGUCAUCAUCCGCCUCAUCCCCGACGAGCUCGUCGAGAGCCUAGUCCCGUCGUCGUGGAAGCGCAAGAGCGAUUCCAAGAUCCCCGGUGUCACCGUGUCCGACGACGAUGAGCGCUUCACGGCCUACCCGGAGCCCCUCGCCGACGUCCACGAGGAGCUGGCCUGGCUCAAGCGCAUCAAGGGCGGCCGCCUAAACAACCUCAAGUUCGCCAUGCAACACCCCCGCGAGACCUUCCUACCUCGCCGGAGCCCCGCCCAGAGCCGCGAUCACUCGCGGUCCAACUCGACCCACCGCCUACCGCAAACACCAACUAGGGAGGAUAGUUUCGGCUCGGUUGUGGCCCCCACUCCUGAUUCCCGCCGGCGCAGCAGGAGCAUGCGCUCGCGGUCCAACAGCGCUCUAGGUGCAGCGACGGUCAUGACGGGUAUUGUUGCUGGCAGUAUCGCCGCCGGGUGGUCGCCCAUCGACCGCCGUGGCGAGCCCGAUUUCGGCCAGUUCCCGCAACCGAGCCCCACCGGGCAAGAGUCGAGGAACCAACCCAUUCUCGGGGAGCAGCAAGCCCUCUCCGACGAGCCGCAAGAAAUUGGCGAUGAGUCGCAGUCGGGCAACCAGAGCCCGUCUGGCGACGUACCCAUUCUCAGCGUCCCCAAGCCAAGGUCACCCGCGACCCCCACUCCCAAAUCGGAUGAGUAA
Messenger RNA from Dichotomopilus funicola, 4302 nucleotides. RefSeq lists its product as uncharacterized. The record is from RefSeq and is a predicted model, not a curated record. Gene Ontology annotation, biological process: calcium ion transmembrane transport; intracellular calcium ion homeostasis. NCBI's taxonomy places the organism in Eukaryota, Fungi, Ascomycota, Sordariomycetes, Sordariales, Chaetomiaceae. Bases 1 to 4302 code for a protein of 1433 amino acids. The transcript is spliced from 3 exons. Gene Ontology annotation, cellular component: intracellular membrane-bounded organelle; plasma membrane. Gene Ontology annotation, molecular function: P-type calcium transporter activity; ATP hydrolysis activity; ATP binding.